This is a messenger RNA of Arthroderma uncinatum, 735 nucleotides long. Its product is annotated as activator 1 41 kDa subunit. Gene Ontology annotation, cellular component: DNA replication factor C complex; nucleus. Gene Ontology annotation, biological process: DNA repair; DNA-templated DNA replication. NCBI's taxonomy places the organism in Eukaryota, Fungi, Ascomycota, Eurotiomycetes, Onygenales, Arthrodermataceae. The transcript is spliced from 3 exons. Gene Ontology annotation, molecular function: DNA clamp loader activity; ATP binding; DNA binding. The record is from RefSeq and is a predicted model, not a curated record. Bases 1 to 735 code for a protein of 244 amino acids.
AUGCUCUUCUACGGAUCUCCGGGCACCGGGAAGACAUCGACUAUCCUUGCCAUGUCCAAGUCUCUCUUUGGGCCGGCCCUUGUUCGUUCGCGAGUUCUAGAGCUCAAUGCCUCAGACGAGCGCGGAAUUAGCAUUGUCCGCGAGAAGAUUAAAGAUUUUGCUAGAAUGCACCUCUCUCAGCCACCAACCGAUCCUACAUACCGCUCCCAAUAUCCCUGCCCGCCAUUCAAGAUUGUCAUCCUUGAUGAAGCCGAUAGCAUGACACACGACGCGCAAUCUGCUCUUAGACGAACCAUGGAGAAGUACAGUCGCAUUACAAGAUUCUGUCUCAGUUCUGCAAGGUUAGCCCGUUACGGUUCAGGGAAGAAGAAAGAGGAUAUGAAUGAUACCCCUAGCAAGAUCACUGUGAGAAGUAUCGAAGAGGUAUCAGGCAUGGUUCCAGACAGUGUUAUGGACCGUGUCGUGGCGGCCCUGCGUCCAAGCAAGCGGACAUCAAAAUACGACGAAAUUUCAAAUCUAGUAACCGACCUGGUAGCCGAUGGAUGGAGUGCCUCCCAGGUCCUCUCACAGACAUACAAAGCCGUACUCCAGGAUGAGUCGAUCUCAGACGAGCAGAAGAAUCAGAUAUUAAAAGUCUGCUCUGAAUUUGAUAAACGACUAGUAGAUGGAGCUGAUGAACAUCUCUCGACGCUGGAUUUCAUGUUGCAGAUAUCUGGCAUAAUACAGUCGAACUAG